CAACAUAAUUCCAAAAACUAUCACCAAUUCUCACACAUUCCAAAGGAGGUGAAGAAAUUAAGAAGGGAAGAAAACCCUUGAACGAAAUUUCUUCACCACCUUUGUGUUCAUGCAUUGCAUCAUCGAUCACAAACAAAAUAAACAAAUACUCAGAAGAAGAGUUUGGUCUUCUCUAGUGAUCUUAUCCAUCUCGAACAAAUCACCUCCAAUACAGGAUACGUCCAUUGUGGUCUUAUCCGACUCAAAGAGCACUGCAUUCAGUACAAGAUACGUGUGGUGUAGAGAAAAACGAUUACAAACAAAAAGAAAAUGAGGCUAUGGAAAAAGGCCGCGGGAGCAUUGAAGGAUAGGUACAGCAUUUUGAUCGCAAAGCUCUCACCGAGUGGCCCGUGUAAGAACCCUGGUCUUGAAACAGUGAUCAUCAAGGCCACUAGCCACGAUGAACAAUGCAUGGAUUACAAGAGCGUUCAAAGGGUUUUCAAAUGGCUACGCACCUCACCCUUGUACCUUAAACCGCUUCUCUGCAUUCUCUCCACAAGAAUGGAAAAGACUCGUUCAUGGGUCGUGGCACUCAAGGGGUUAAUGCUCAUUCAUGGGGUGUUUUGUUUUGACCUACCCGCGGUGCAAAAAAUGGGAAGGUUGCCAUUUGAUUUGACACACUUCAGUGAUGGACACAUAAACCCUCACAAGGCAUGGGUUUUCAAUGCCUUUGUUCGUUCCUACUUUGCAUACUUGGACCAUAAGUCAUCGUUUGUGAGAUUCGAGGCAACGAAAGAGGACAAGAGUGUGAUGGAGGAGUUGCAAAGCUUGGAGACGAUGCUUGGUUUGAUUGAUUUGCUUCUAGAAAUCAAGCCUAGGAUCCCCCACAUGAACAUCGUGCUUAUUCUUGAGGCCAUGGAUUGUGUUAUGGACGAGGUUUUGGAAUUGUAUAGUAAAUUUUCCAAGAGGGUUCAUCUAGUGUUGUGGAGAAUAAUUGACACGGGUGGAAAAGAGGAAGCAUCGAUUGGUCUUGAAGUUGUGAAAAAGGUUCAAAUGCAAGGUGGUAAGAUGACUAUGUACUUUGAUUUUUGUAGAGACAUUGGGGUCCUUAACAUUUCCGAUUGCCCCGAAAUUUUGAGGAUCGAUGAGAAAGACAUUCAUGAACUACAAACAAUAAGGGAUGGUGGUGUCUCCGAGAGGAAAAACUUGGAGGGUAAUAAUGGUGAUGAUAAUGGGGUUGCGACAUAUGAGAAUAACAACGCCAUUGUGGUGAGAGAUCGUGGUGCCACUGCCACCAUUUCGGAGCAGAAGCAAUCAAAUUUGAGGACUGUGAUCACUGACCAAUGGGAGGUAUUUGAUGAUGAUUUAAUUGUUGAUGUAACGGAUAGUCCCUCCAAUGGGACAAGUGUGCCUAUCAUCACAACCAAUAACCCUUUUGUGGAUUCUUUGAGCAUCGUACCUCAUAUUCCCAUUUGCAGUAAUUAUGUUCUUCCAGAUUUAAUUAUUUUGUAGCAUUUUGAGAUAAAUAAAUAAGGUUCCAUUUUCAUAUGUU
This is a messenger RNA of Cajanus cajan (pigeon pea), 1531 nucleotides long. Its product is annotated as putative clathrin assembly protein At1g25240. Gene Ontology annotation, molecular function: SNARE binding; phosphatidylinositol-4,5-bisphosphate binding; 1-phosphatidylinositol binding. NCBI's taxonomy places the organism in Eukaryota, Viridiplantae, Streptophyta, Magnoliopsida, Fabales, Fabaceae. Gene Ontology annotation, cellular component: clathrin-coated vesicle; clathrin-coated pit. Gene Ontology annotation, biological process: clathrin coat assembly; vesicle budding from membrane; clathrin-dependent endocytosis. The record is from RefSeq and is a predicted model, not a curated record.